ACUUGCAGCCUAGAGGCGCGACAGAGCCACGGGGCGGCUCCUCACGGCCACCUCCGUUAUCGGCGCUUAGCCGGUUCUGGCGUAUAUCAAUGAGUCCACAAUAAAUCAGUUUUUGUUUUCUCAAGUUAAAUGUGAAGUGAAUAAAAAAUAAGGUGACGCGAUAAUUGAAAAAAAGUAUUUGACUGACUAACGAGGGGGGAUUUGAAUUUGUGGGGGUGAGUUCGGCGCCCAGCGCUGGACACUCGGUAUUACGAUGGUUACAGACAGCACGAGUCAGACCGACGAUACGACAGUGUUUCUAAGGGCUGCACGCUCUGGGAACUUGGAAAAGGUCAUCGAAUAUCUCGACAAGAAUUUCGAUAUUAAUACUGCUAAUUCGAACGGAUUAAAUGCUCUGCAUUUAGCAUCUAAGGACGGACAUGUUGAGAUUGUAACUGAAUUAUUGAAAAGGGCUGCCAAAGUUGAUUCUGCCACCAAAAAAGGAAACACUGCUUUGCAUAUUGCAUCACUAGCUGGGCAAUCCGAAAUAGUAAAUAUUCUAAUCCAUUAUGGUGCAGCAGUAAACAUUCAAUCUCAAAAUGGUUUCACACCUUUGUACAUGGCAGCCCAAGAAAAUCACGACCAUGUUGUUAAAAUGCUACUCUCCAAUGGAGCCAAUCAAAGCCUGGCGACGGAGGAUGGAUUUACGCCUUUAGCUGUGGCAAUGCAACAGGGUCACGACAAGGUUGUCAGUGUACUCCUGGAAAAUGAUUCGAAGGGCAAAGUGAGGCUGCCAGCCUUGCACAUAGCCGCUAAAAAAGACGACUGUAAAGCAGCUGAUUUACUUCUUCAGAACGACCACAAGCCCGAUGUAACAUCGAAAAGUGGCUUUACACCCCUGCACAUAGCUGCCCACUAUGGCAAUGAGGAGAUUGGGCGUCUUCUCGUGAAACGAGGCGCGGAUGUAAAUUACUUGGCAAAGCACAAUAUUAGCCCCCUGCAUGUGGCCGCCAAAUGGGGUAAGAAUAACAUGGUCAAGUUGUUGUUGGAAAACUCAGCUAUGAUCGAUGCUAAAACUCGCGAUGGACUUACUCCACUUCAUUGUGCGGCGCGAUCGGGUCAUGAGGAGGUUGUAUCUACUUUGUUAGAGCAGUCUGCACCGAUUAGUGCACGCACAAAGAAUGGACUUGCACCGUUGCACAUGGCAUCCCAAGGAGAUCAUGUCGAUGCAGCUCGUGUUCUUCUGUACCAUCGUGCCCCCGUGGAUGAAGUAACGAUAGAUUACUUGACAUCCCUUCACGUAGCAGCCCACUGUGGCCACGUACGUGUUGCCAAAUUGUUAUUAGAUCGUAAAGCCGAUCCUAAUGCACGUGCCCUCAACGGUUUCACACCGCUCCACAUAGCGUGCAAAAAAAAUCGAAUCAAAGUUGUGGAACUUUUGCUGAAACACGGGGCAUCAAUCGAAUCCACCACCGAGUCAGGGCUAACUCCACUGCACGUUGCGAGCUUCAUGGGCUGUAUGAAUAUUGUUAUUUACUUACUUCAGCAUGAAGCCAAUCCAGAUGUACCAACCGUUCGUGGUGAAACACCACUUCAUCUUGCUGCAAGGGCUAAUCAAACUGAUAUUAUUAGGAUUUUAUUGAGAAAUGGGGCAAAAGUCGAUGCGAGGGCUAGGGAGGAACAAACUCCUCUGCACAUUGCCUCUCGGCUUGGUAAUGUGGAUAUUGUAAUGUUACUACUGCAACAUGGUGCUGCUGUCGAUACAACGACUAAAGACAUGUACACAGCAUUGCAUAUUGCCUCAAAGGAAGGCCAAGAGGAGGUCGCUGCGAUUUUGGUAGAGAAUCAAGCCUCGGUAAAAGCUGUGACUAAAAAUGGAUUCACGCCACUUCACAUUGCUGCAAAGUACGGAAAUAUGAAUGUUGCAAAGAUAUUGUUGCAGAAGGAUAGUAAACUCGAUACCCAAGGCAAAAAUGACAUAACUCCACUACAUUUGGCCUGUCACUACGACCAUCCAAACGUGGCCACCAUGAUUCUGGAGAAGGGGGCAUCUCCCCACCUACCCUCAAAGAAUGGACAUACGCCAUUGCACAUUGCAGCACGAAAAAAUCAAAUGGAUAUAGCAUCAACAUUGUUAGAACACGGAGCAGAUCCCAAUGCCCAGUCGACCGCUGGUUUUACCCCGCUCCAACUGAGCGCCCAAAAGGGCCACUACGAUAUGACAAAUCUUCUGAUUGAGCACGGCGCUGAUCCUAAUCAUAAAUCUAAGAAUGGCUUGACAGCACUUCAUCUGUGUGCGCAAGAAGAUUUUAUCCGCGUCGCUUCGAUUUUAGUUAAAAACGGUGCUAACGUCGAGAGUGAAACUGAGACCGGGUAUCGUCCCAUUCACGUUGCUGCACACUUUGGCAAUUUGUCGAUGAUCAGAUUCUUACUGAAGCAUAAUGCUCAAAUCGACGUAAGAAGUAGCCAGGAUUACACUCCCCUCCAUCAAGCUGCUCAACAGGGCCAUGUGCAUGUGGCUGCUGCGUUGUUGGAAGGUGGUGCUUCUCAUAAUGCCAGAACGAAUGAUGGCUUGACAGCACUCAAUAUAGCUCAAAAACUUGGUUACAUUUCGGUGAUGGAAGUGCUGAAAGGACUUGUCCAUAACACAGAAACUCCCGACAAUAAAACGUGGGAAGAAAAGUACAAAGUUAUAGCUCCAGAAAGUCUUCAAGAAACGAGUUUCAUGUCUGAUUCGGAUGAUGAAGGAGCUUCAGAUGGAUUGACAAACGAGCAGCCCUAUCGAUAUCUAACCGUCGACUUGAUGAAGAACCUUCGAGAUGAUUCACUGCCGAUCGAUGUCACACGAGACGAUCCUGUCCAUCGUCAAGUUUCGAAAGAGGAGCAGCAGGAAUUUACACAGAGCCAUAACUACUGUCUUGCAGAGAAUUUUGACUCUACGGACGGGAUUAAUUUAGGAAGACUCCAUUUCAGAUCAUUUUUGGUGAGUUUUUUGGUGGAUGCCCGUGGUGGAACUAUGAAAGGCUGUCGCCACAGUGGUAUCAGAAUUAUAGUACCACCAAGACGUGCAACCAUGCCCAUACGAGUUACAUGCAGACUUGUAAAACCCAGUAAGGUUGCUAAUCCACCAUCUCUAAUGGAAGGCGAAGCUCUGGCUACCCGAAUAAUCGAGAUGGGACCUGUCGGUGCAUCAUUUUUGGGACCCGUUCUCAUCGACAUCCCUCACUUCGCCUCAAUAUCCGGACGAGAGCGUGAAAUAAUAAUUCUUCGAAGUGAAAAUGGCGAAACUUGGAAGGAACACGAUAACUCCCACGAGAAUGAUGACACAUUAUUCAAUACACCCAAUGAUGCGCAAAUGAGUGCCCUGUACACAGGCAGAAUAACAAGAAUAAUCACCACAGAUUUUCCCCAGUACUGGGCAAUAAUAACGCGAAUAAAGCAAGAAGUGCACGUGAUCGGUGCUGAUGGUGGGAUAUUGUUGUCAAGCGUAAUGAGCAAUGUUCAAGCUGUCUUUCCACCAGGUGCCUUAACGAAAAAGAUCAAAGUUGGCCUGCAAGCCCACGUGAUACCAGCGGAGUUGACAGCCAAGCUCCUCGGUAAUUGCGUAGCAGUCUCCCCUGUAAUUACCAUUGAGCCUAGACGAAGGAAAUUUCACAAACCGAUUACACUUACAAUACCAGUGCCGCAGGCUGCUAAUAAAGGUAUGAUCAAUCAAUAUCAGUCUGGGGAGACGCCUACUCUUCGAUUGCUAUGCAGCAUUGCCGGGGGGACCAGUGAGGCCCAGUGGGAAGAUGUCACUGGAUCAACUCCACUUGCAUUUUCAAGCGAAAAAGUAUCAUUUACAACUACUGUCUCAGCAAGAUUUUGGUUGAUGGACUGCAGAAAUAUCAGUGAAGUGCCGAAAAUGGCGACUGAGUUAUAUAAAGAAUCGUUAUUCGUGCCAUUCAUAACUAAUUUCGUUAUCUACACAAAACGAAUGGAUCUUAUGGAAGCGACCCUUCGCAUUCUCUGUAUGACUGAUGGCAGAGAAAUCAUGCACACACUGGAGAAACAGGAAGAGUUCUUGGAGAUUGUUAAAAGCCGAGAUGUUGAAGCAUUGGAUGGAAGAGACGUAUACAUAGAGUUCAGUGGUAAUCUUGUACCUGUAACAAAAUCCGGCCAGCAAUUGAAAUUUACAUUCAGGGCAUUCCGCCAAAACAGACUGUCCUUCCACGUUAAAGUCCGGGAUCCACUUCUCGAUCCCGUUGCAAGAAUGAUGUUCAUGCGGGAUCCCAAAGUUGCCAAAGGGGAACCAGCUCAACAACCAAUAUGCAUAUUGAAUAUCGUCCUACCGGAAACCAUUUCAAAGUCUGAAUCAAGCUUCAAGCUCAAAGAUCUAGAUUCCAACCUCAUUAGCAAAAUGGAUAUGUACAAAUCUACAUAUAUGAGGGACUAUGGGGAAAAAGGUGACAUACCGAAACCCACAUCACCGAAAGAUAAACUAAUAAGUGAUUUAUUACAAAAAGAACAAACAGAUGCCGCAACAAUUCACGAUUCCCUUGCACAAAAACUGGCUUGUCCCCUAGAAUCAGUAGAUGCUAGUUAUUCCCAUAAGGUAAAUUCUCAAGGAGAUAUGUCGCCAGAACUUGAGAAGCAGACAUACUCGGAGAAACGUCGAUUCUGGGAGGAUAUCACGCGAAAACGUGAUAGUUACCAAAGAUCAGAGUCCGAGGUUUCUAGAGCUUCACAGUUAACUGUCAAUGAAAGUGACAGUGAGUAUCUGCAGAGCAUCGCUUCUGAAAAGGAGGGAGAGGAGGAGGAGGAGGCCACUACUCCGAAGAGAUCCGAGACUCUGGAAGAUCUAAAUAUUCCUGAUUUAUCAGAGUGCACGGUAGCUGAAAAAGCUCAUUAUUUCGAAGAGGUCAUUCAGAAAGAAGCGAUUACUAGUACACGUCCCCACUCGAAGGUAUUUUUGCAAGAUUCUAAGGAGUUGUACAAUGAGAAACGGAAGAGCUCGAUUGAUAGGACAUCACUGGGAUCUGAGAUAGUAGAUGCCAAUCGUGAAAGUGUUGAAGAACCAAAAAUUAAUGACCAAAAGGUGGAGAAAGUAAUGGUAGAGUCAAUUAAUGAAAAAGUAGAAGGACAAGAAAAAACUAUUGUUGAGAAGGCUAUUUGCGAGACAAACAUUCAUCAGAAAAUUGAUGAUCCAAAAGUAUCGCAGACUGAGCCGUUGGUGCCAAAAGAAAUUCCCAGAAAAUUAGAGGAAGUACAAAUGGAAAUCAUUGAAAAACCGAAAACAGAAAUAGACAUUCCGACACCCUUGAAAUCUGUUGUUAGAGAUGAAUUUGUCGAAGUCAAGUCAGGUAAUGAGAUGUCUAAAUUAAGUGAAGAGGCACUUGAAUCAUCAAAUCUAGAUGCUGUAGUUCCUCCUGAAGACGAACACCCGUCAACUGUUUCCAUACGUUCCAAUGAAACAACAAACGAAAAACUAUUGAACGAAAUGAAGAGCAAUAUAGACUUGGUUCUAGUUAGAAAAGAAAACAUUUGCCCUGAAUCUACAGAUACUGUGUCGAAAUUCGUCCAGGAUGGGUUGGAAUCCACAAGUACGAAGGUACUUCAGCCAAGCUCAGAAAAGAACAAUAAAUCUGAAAUAUCUGAAGUUAAAAUUCCGUCGAUGAUUCCUCGAAAAAUAAAACCAGAAGCGAUAUCUAAAUCCGAGCCGAAAGCAGAAGCUACAGAUAUAAGGGACGACAUCACAACAUUGAAACAAGAAUCUUCAGAUCUGUCCGAGAAAUCUGUCUCAAAGAUACCAGUUCCUUCAUCGAAAGAAGAUGCCUUAUCACUGCGACGAGAAUCUUCCAAUCACACUGAAAAAUUUGUAUCAAAAAUGCCAGUUCGCUCACCCAAAGAGGAAAUUAUCCCAUCACCGAAACAAGAAACUUCCAACUUGUCUGAACAAUUAGUAUCAAAAAUCCCUGUCCCUUCACUCAAAGGAGAAAAAGAUAAGAAACCAAAGGACCAGGACUCUGGGAUGAAAGACGAAGAUUCUGGAAAAACCAAAGAAUCAAAAAUUCCAAAACGUAAAUCCGAGCCACCACCGAUGGUAACAGAAACAAAAAUCACUGAGGAGAUAUCUCAACAUUAUCAGAAACAUACUUUUGAAACUAAAACCGAGGCUCAAAUGAUAACAAAAACAUUUACGGAUCCCAGAGAUAUCUUCCAAGCGUUUGAAGAUAUAGAAACGAUAAGAGAGCCAGACUCAUCUGUAACAUCAUCAACACUAGACCACAGAGAGUCAACAAGGCUUGAGAAGAAGGAGAUCAUCUCGUCGGAGAUAUCUCGAGGGGAUGAAAAAAUGGUGAAACAUGACGAAAAGGCACAAGAGAUAAAGGAAAAUCUAAAAGAAAUAACGACAAAAACCGAGACUCAGGAGGAAAUAGUAGAAGAUAAGAAGACAGAACAAGACAAAUCACACAAAAAUCUGACUCAGGAGAUUUCAAUAGAAAUAGCAGAAGGGAAACAAGUAGUUCAUGGAGCGAUGUCCCAAUCAACUAUAUCACUUAAGAAUGAGCAAAGCAUAAAAUCGUUGGAAGAUAAUGAUGGCAUGCUGGUCGAAACAGCUGAAUUGAAGAGAUUGAAGGAACACGAGAUAGACGCAACAAUAAAAGUUGACAAAGAGCUUUCCAAUGAAGAAAAAGAAAUUGAUGCCUCUGAUUUGAACAUCGAGGACGACCUUAAGGCCGCCAUUAUUCGAGAAGAAUCUCGUGAACAAGUUUCCCGUCAGUUUGAUACUCAAGUGUAUCCUUCGAGGGACACCGAACCCACAUCGACAACUGAUAGUAAUCCUGAAACUCUAGAAGAUCAUCUGCUGAAAGUUGCGCAAGAAUAUCAAGCUCGGAAUAUUGCGGAGGACCUCGUACAACAAAUCGAGGACGAAAUUGUCAAACGAUCUGAGAGCUCCGAUGAGUUAAAAAUCAUAAUGGACGAGAUAAAGUAUCAGGGGGAUCGAUGUUCAAUGGAACCUGUGGACUUUGAUGAGCAGCUCGCUGAUGAUUUAACGACGAAAUUUGAACACAUAAUGAUGAAGCAAAGAGAGGACAUUCCGGAGAAGGAUUCCACACGAGGAAGUCUAAGCUACAGUGAUGAUUUUACUAAAGAUGAAGAGUCAACACCUCUGGACCGAGAUGGAAGUCUCGCUUCCUCAUCUUCGCAGACAAAAAUGAUGGAUCGAGAUAUAACAGUUAGUCCCAGCAGCAUGUCAGACCAAAUCGAACAAGAGUCCUUGAAAUCGGACAAACCGAAUGACGCGUCGGCCCUUUCCAUUGAAUUUUCUCCGGAACUUAAAAUUGCUGAAGAACACUAUGAGGAACCGAAAGAGGAAAUGGCUCCAAUACACUUCGAGGCUUAUGAAAGCACGGGAGCAAGGGUCCUAGAAAUCCUAGAACCAGAAAGUGAGUAUCCAACUCGCCAGGACUCGAUCAACAUAUCUUCCUUUGAGAUGGAUGAAUCUCGACAUUACCGUUCCGAUGAUGAAGAUCUCUCAUUCAACGACAAAUAUACCAAGGAUCUUGAUUUUAAAAAGCUCCACAAGAGCCCUGAGAUGGAGUCCUUAGACAAAAUCGGUCAAGAUCGCGAUUUGACAUUUUCUCCUAGCACCGUAUCGGAUUCUUCGAUGGCUCAGGAGCGCAGUUUAUGUUCAUCAAUUCAUCCAAAAGGUAUAGAUUUAGUGGAGAGUGAUGAUGGUGGAUUUUCAUCGAUGGAGCCUGAAAAAGCUGAAACGACACCGGAGAAAAUGACAGAAUUGAACACUAUGAUCAUCGAUAAAAAUAUCACUCCAUCAGUAAUGUCUCCCAAGAUAAAAGUAGCUGAAUUGGAGAUCAAAACAACUGAUUGGCUGAUCGGAGACGAAAAAAUCGAAGUGGCAGAAACUUUGCAACCAUCGCAAGCAUUUGAUAAAGAACUUGAAGAAUAUCAGAACAGCAUGAUAAAACAACCUAGUUUACCAUCAUCUAUCGAGGGGUCUGUGACGCGUUCCUCUGAAGACGUAAGCACAUUCGAUUCGGUUAUCGAGGGUUCGAAAGCCAAAAUCAUUAUUGAUCCAGCCCAAGAAAUAGAGGUUGAUCAGGAACUAGUGGAAAAUAGAUUAGAAAUCAGCUGUCAGGAACUUGUUGACACUCUUCAAAGGGAAUACGAGUUGAAGACUCCGACUGACGACAAGCCUCCAUUGACUCCCAGAAGAAUAUCUGAGAGCGAUGGAGAAUUCGAGUUUCUUGAGGAGCAAAGUAGUACUGCUCAAAAAGUUCAAGAGACAUCAAGUUUGAAAGAAAAACCUCUGGAUGUUUCGGAGCUUGUCAAACCAGACUCAAUUGCUAAACCGUCUCUAGAGGGGGAGGCAAGUCAAGGUGAAAAAUUGAAACUCAAAGAGAAAAGCGAAGUUGAAGAAAAAGAGAUCGACACAAGCGAGCUCAAGGAAAAGAAGGAAAAGAAACACGAGGAGAUGAAAAUGGAAGUAGCCGUGAAAGGUCUGAAAGAAUCCUUGGCAGGAAAGAAGUCUUCGAGUGACGAGUCAAAGCGUCAUCCAGAGAAAUCAGCCGAUCUUCGUGAUAAACAAGGUCAUUCGGGUUCGAGUGAAUCUAGUCCCUUCAAACGAAAGAAAGAUCCCAAUGUUGACCUAAGCGCGAAGUACGCUAUAACAGUUCUCGAUCAGGUUGUCAACAAAGAAAUUGCUGAAGUGAAGGAGUCUCUAGAGGCCGCAAGACAGGACCUGAUUGAAGAAUUGAGCGAAAACAGCGAGAGAGUUUUUCCAAUUAAGGAUUCACCAUCGGAAUUCCAAUUCAAGCUCCAACCAGAAUCGAUUCCAAAUGAUCUUCCAUUUCUGUACAAAGGACCUUCCGCGGAACAUAUAAAUCAAGAUGAAGAUAAUACAUCGUCAGGAUCACCUGUUGCUAAACCCAGACAACAGGACACGCAAUGUGAGCAAGAAUCAUCAGAAAAAAAAAUAGAUGACAAAGCGAAAGAUGGUGAUAGGUUCAGCCAACCAAUUGAAGACAAAUCAGAUUCAACUGUCCAGGUGUCCAUCCACAAAGAUGCUAAAUCUCUCGAGGAACCGUUGCCGAUUGCCGCCUCCAGAUCUAAUUCUGACGUUGAAAACAAGGAUGAUCUUUCUUCUUUAUCAGUGCCACCCCAACCUGCUCCACGUCGCCGACAAAAAUCCAUGAGAGUAUCCAAAAAAGGACAUUCCGCAAGUGAAGCUGAGUCUAGUUCAGGGGAAAGUAGCAACUAUCAAUCGUGUGAUUAUGAAAUCGGUUCUGGGAGUAGGCCAAGUUCCACUGACAUCGAAGCCCUGCAAUCGGCCGCGGGAGUGGCCUCGGGAACAGCCUCAGAAUAUGAAACUGCCUUGAUGUCGAUAGAUUAUUCCUCGCCAUCACGACCAACAUCUCAGGAAUAUCACAGUGCUGUGUCCACCUUGAGUUCCAGAGAAUCAAUGAAGUCCUUAAAUUCUUUAAGUUCUGGUCAUCUGGGAAGUAUCGAUAGCACAAGCGAAUUAACAGACACUUUAGUAGCUUCUGAAUCAGAAAUUGACGAAGAGAAAAUUGGGGAAAAUUUGGAGUUAAUCCUUGACGAAGGUCAGAAGGGAUCUGAUUCAGAAGAAAGUGAGAUACUUCUUGACGAUUCCUUUGAUAAGGCAAGUGAAGACGUACCCUGCAAGAUGAAGCGAUCGUCGGAGAUGAUUUUCCAACAACAAAUAUCAGAAGAUCAAGACUCUUCCUCAAUUCCCGGACCUCUCGGCUCAACAGAAGACACCAAAGUCACAUCUAGCAUUCUAAUCAGCGAAGACGAUGACUUCAAAACAUCGACGCUAGAUGCACUCUCAGAGCAAAUAAGUGGAAAAGCUGAACUCGGUUCAUCAUCCCCUGAAAUUCGGUUAAAAUCAAUUGAGGCGCAAUCAACAGGCGACGAUAUAGAUUCAUCUGAAUUGAAAAUGAGUUCUUUGAGCGUAGCUGAUGAGGUCGAGGCACUCCUCCUAACAAAACGAUCUGUCCUUCAACAAGCCAGCAUGUCGACAUCAUCAACCUCCGGAAUGUCCGUGGAGACCGUGAUAGAGCGUGAAAAACAAGACAGGCAUUCACCGGACUCUGAUUCCUUUGAACUGGUCGACAAACCCGAUAUCAUCGAUGAUUUUGUCGUAGUUGAAGAAGUGGGAAGAGAAGCUGAGGAGUUUGAUUCCGAAGGUAAGAGUAUCUCCAUUACUACAAAACCGAUGGCAGCGGUGAAAAAAUUUGACCGUGAUGUCGAAAAUCUGAUAACUAAUACUGAUAAAGGAGAAGCAAUAGGGUCACAACUCUCUCGAAAUAAUGAACUCUUUGAUUUCGAAUCUGAAGAGAGUCCUCCACAGGCUUCCAACGAUGAUCAGUACUCUCAAUCCUAUUCGGAUGAAGAAUUAGAUAAUAAGAAAUGGAUGGAGAUGCAGUUCACGACAGAUCCGAGGGCGUACGAAGAGGUAUACGAUCGAGGUCCUCUCGAAGAUAUCAAAGAAGAAGAGAUCACGGAUUUCGAAGCAGGAAGCAGUCGUUUUGGAAGCCUAGGCAGCCAUAAAGGAUCGAUAGGCUCCAGUGGAUCUAUGAAAGGAAGUUUCGGCGCCGAGUACGAUGUUUUAGCCGGAAAAAGGACAUUCUCAAAAUCAAUUGAACACGACAACAUCUCCAUGAAUUCACUUCAAGAGUUUGAGAAUAUAGAGAACGCGGUCCAAGGAGAACUCGGCAAGCGGUUCAUUUGUGGCUCGCAAGAUUCUGUUAACAAUGGAAGUCUUCCCAGGAGAUAUAUCACAAGUCGCUCAGGCCAUGGUGACGACGUAUCAGUAUCAUCUCUAAAAGACUUUGAAGGCCUCGAGAAAGCCUGUCGGGACGCUCACAUGAUAGAGCUUCGAGCCAAGGAGGAGGAAGAUCUUCUUGAGCAUGAGAGCCCUGAGAAUCGUUACAAACUAGAAAAUCUUCCAAAACCAAAACUUGUUGAGAGCAGUGCAACAGGGUCUUUUAAUCCGAGUACUUCUGGUUCCGAUGAUUACGAGAAAAGAAUAAUGGAAAUUGAUGAAAUUAUUAGAAUUGCUCAAGCUAAUGUUGAGAAGUUUGAUAGACAAGAUGACACGACCGAAGAUAUUUCGCAAAUCGAACCCGAGAGAACUGAGCCGGUAGGAAAUUCCACUCUUCCCCCAGAGAGUGAAGACUCCCUCAAGAUCAAAGAACAAAACAUCAUGGAGACAAGCACAGAUUCCUUAGAACUCGAAUGCGACAAAGAGAAAAAGAACAAUCUCAUGUGCAGAAGUUCCGAUUCUCUGGAGAUGAAGACGACAGUCGACUAUCCAUCCUUGAGCUAUUCAGAUUCUUUGAAUAAUAUCAAGGAUACGAAGGAGCCAGGGUCGUCCGGCGACCAGUUCAAUAAAGGUAGAAGGAUCUCCUCGGAUUCUCUUGAGAUGCCAGUAUUGGAGUGUCCUGAGCAAGACAGAAGUACUACUGAUGGCAGUGGAAGCUUACAGCUGAGUGAACUGACAGAUGUUGACAUGACUAAGAAUAGCAAAACUACACUUCCAGCUACUACAGAUGGAUAAAAGGUAUUCCUAGG
Messenger RNA from Diachasmimorpha longicaudata, 11577 nucleotides. Its product is annotated as ankyrin-3-like. The transcript is spliced from 22 exons. NCBI's taxonomy places the organism in Eukaryota, Metazoa, Arthropoda, Insecta, Hymenoptera, Braconidae. Gene Ontology annotation, cellular component: cytoplasm. The record is from RefSeq and is a predicted model, not a curated record. The coding region runs from base 254 to 11563 and encodes 3769 amino acids. Gene Ontology annotation, molecular function: protein binding.